Molecule: messenger RNA, 2220 nt
Organism: Cercospora beticola
Lineage: Eukaryota; Fungi; Ascomycota; Dothideomycetes; Mycosphaerellales; Mycosphaerellaceae
Source: RefSeq, a predicted model, not a curated record
AUGGCUCCGUUACUUUCGAGUGCUCCCGCUGCAAUGCCCACCGCUUCGUAUGGCGUGCCAGAGACAUGGGAAUCGACACUCCUACGGGUAGAUUCACCCUUCAGCAACAGCUCGAUGCUGUUUACAGAUUCCGAUGCGAGUAAUGGACGCGAGUACCUUACACCUGGCAGCUCUUACGUCGCAUCAAGCGCAUCGCCCGAAGCUUGUGUCCCUGUGAGGCCGCGAAAGUCGAUUGUCACAGCCCUGCAGACAGCAAGUGAGCCCACUGCAAAAUCAACAGCCUUACGAUUCUUCGUGGUCGACGAUCCGAAAAAGCUCAAGGACAAGACUCAACUCAAGGCCAAUCGCCAGCAUGUUAUGCAUGAUUACCUCGACAAGGAACGGCAGAAGCCGACGAGCAAAGACAUCCGUAUCACCAAAUCUGGAAAUUCUAGAAAGCGGAAGCGGUCGAGUGUGGCUACAGCAGUGACAACUGAUAGCGCUGCACCAAGCAAGGCUAACCCUUGCCCCCACAAUACUUCAUCUGCAGAUCGCACACGCUCAGUACGCAAUUCGUGCUCCAGUGAUCAAGCACUGCAAUCAAUAGAGAGCAAUGUCGCUGUGUCCCGGGCAGCCCGAAUGCCAUCAACUCAGCAAGACUUGAUGCCAAAGCCGGUCAGGUUCGCCGACGAUAUAGCACCCCUCAUCCGAGGGAUCGCAGGUGGCUUCAAUAAUUCACGGUACCUGCGAGCAUCGAUGGAGAAGAUCCCUGGUCCCAAUUCGUAUAUUGGCAGCAACAUACAACCAUUUGCAUGCUGGCCGACGCUGAACGAUCCUUCGCUGAAUGUUGAACAGCUCAAAUGGAGUUGCAGUCGCAAAUUUGGGACUCGCGGGAUCAGUCUGCACUGGGUGCCAACGUUGCUCAAAUCGCGACACGCAUUUUUGAGCACAAUCUGCAUUUCGGCUUCACAUGACGAUAUCAUGAUGAGAGGCCAACAAGCGCCGCACGAGCGUCUUCCAUAUGGCUCUACAGCAAGGCUGAAGGUCAGGUCGGAAGUCCUGGCUCUUAUCAACCAGGCCCUAGCAGAUCCCGAGACGCAGAGCACAGAUGGCACAAUCAUUGCCAUUCUACAGGUUUUAAACAGCGAGAUGAUGGGCUGUGACGAUCAGAUCAUGCAGAUACAUCAGAAUGGUUUGCACGAUCUUGUCGGUCAGAGAGGAGGUCUAAGCAAAUUGGGCCUCGAUGGACAGCUGGCGAGCAUUAUCACCAUUACGAUGUACGUGAUUGGUGCACUUCGUGAAACCCAACCACGGCUUGAGUAUGUGAAACAUGCGAGCCAGCCGCGGACUUCAGUACCUCACGCAUCCGGGCAAAUACCAGAGUCCCCUUUGUACACUCGGCCGACGGGCUAUGAAAGCGUGAAGCGGGCGAUACAAGAAUCAAGCCCGACAUUCGAGCUCCUGCAGCUCCUCCGCCGCCUGACGCAUGCUUUCGUCCGAGAAACUACAAGGCUGGUGCCCGACUCGGGAUUCAACGCAGAACUCGACAGCGUCUGUUCUCUGCGAGAAAGGAUUUUCGCUCUCCCUUCGUCCUGCAAGAUCGCCAAGUCCUUCAGUUCGGCGCACACGCGAUCACAAUAUGAGUCGCUGCGGCUCACUGCUCUCGUCUACUCCCAUGCUCUGGCGACUAGACUCCCUUUUUCUGCUGCAUCAGCUCAACUAAGCCGUGUCUACAAUGGUAACACGGGAAGCUGUAAUCUCAACUCCGACCACUUACACAACGACGACAUUGGAAGCCUAAGCUGGCACACUUUGGUCCAGAAAGCUCUUGUCACAUCAAACCUAAGUGACUGCUGGGGCCACAUGGCAGGAGUUCUAUUCUUCAUCACACUGAUUGCUGGCGCUUGUGCGAAUCCUGAUUCGGUGGGUGUCAAUUCUCAGAGAGAGCCCGGUGGCGAGGAAGAUGAGAGUCGUAAAUGGCUGGCUGCGGUCACCAUACGAUGUAGCAUUGUGCUGAGUUUUGAACACGGUGGAGUGGUCUUGGACACGUUGAAAAGACUUGUCGGUAUUCAGCAGGUCUUGGGAAGAGCCGUCGGAAAGCCUGGUCUUGUCGAAUGCCGUGCAGUGCAAUCGAAUGCUGCCAUGGAGCUCGAUCGGAGGGUGUAUGGCCCAGCGGAGCCGCCGAGAGUGCAGCAGACGUUUGCAGACUUUGCGAUGGAUUUCAUGAAAGCUGCUGAGUAA